AUGGCACUCUUUCUGAAGCCCUCUACGAAGUCUAUUCUGAUUCUCGAGAACAUCGUCGUCCGAAAAAAAAACUGCAAAAAGUUGAGACAUUUCGAGUGUGAAACAUACGUAGACUACCAUGUCAAUCGGGAACCAACGUAUUCAAUAUCGUAUCACGAUAUUGUCCAGCUGGAAUUGCAUUCGAUUGCCGAGGAGCUUGAUGAGGUCUUUGUGGAUUAUUGUGAUGACGUCCGCGCCCGGCGUGUGCUCCUUUUCCAACUGUAUACUCGAAUUGGGAUGUCUGGAAAUGUAUGA
This is a messenger RNA of Caenorhabditis remanei, 294 nucleotides long. RefSeq lists its product as uncharacterized. The coding region runs from base 1 to 294 and encodes 97 amino acids. Lineage: Eukaryota; Metazoa; Nematoda; Chromadorea; Rhabditida; Rhabditidae. The transcript is spliced from 2 exons. The record is from RefSeq and is a predicted model, not a curated record.